AGUGAAUUCAGACCUAAAUAGAUAAUCUCAUCUUGAACAACAGAUGGAACAGCUUUCUCUAAUAUAACUCCAGACCAGGAAAUCGACACAUUCAUCUUUUGUUUACAACAGCAGUGGGAGUGUGACUGACUGAGGUAACAGCCGGUGUUCUAAAGAUCAAUAAUCCACACAACACACUUUCUAUAACUGUAGUGAUUUCACUGCAGAAAAUACAGAUAUUACUGCAGAGCCUGAUCAACACAAGGUUGAGACACAUAAAUCCUGGUUACCAGGUCAAAAAAGCAGCUGCAGAAACCUAUCUGGUGCUAUAAAUGAUCCGGUCUGCAGCAGAAGUACACAAAUUCCUCAUGAUGCAAGGACUGAAUUGAGACAAACCAAAAACAGUCGAUGAAGUUGUGAAUCUUGGGCUUGAAGACACAGGAUUAUCAAUAAGGAAACGUUUGUUUCUAUGCAACAUGGCCGCCAAUCAUGGACAGGCGGUGCAAUUCUGGUUCAUUCUCUUGAUUAUCUUGUGCAUUAUAUUUAGUAUAAAUGCGCAAAACUGUCACAAGGCGUGUACAUGCAAGACUGACGUAGUAUUAUGCAUCGGGACAAACGUGACAAAGAUAAACGAAACCAAUCUUCGAGAUAUCAUACAAUGGACGCCAGCGACUACGAUCCAAUUCACAAUAUUUCGCGCCAAUCUUCCAACAAUUCCAAAUGUGUUCACAAGGUUUACAAGACUGCAAAGUUUAGGGCUGAUGUCAUGUAAUAUUACCAGUAUUGUGAAGGAUGCAUUUCUCUCUUUGAAGUCACUAACAAAAUUACACAUCUCGGACAACCCAUUCAAAAAUUUCCCUGCGGAUAUUUUUAAGGGAUUAGUCAAUUUAGAGAUGGCGAAUUUUACCCAUAACGCAUUGGAGACGUUACUUCUCAACGAAUUCAGUGGAUUAGUCAAGUUGAAAAAGCUGUUUUUGAAUCAAAACAAAAUAAGCAAACUCGAUGGGAGGAGUUUUCAUAGCGAUUUAAAGAGUUUAGAAACACUUCAUAUCAAUCAUAACUCACUCGGAUCAAUCACAAACGACACUUUCUCGCCGCUUCAAAAUCUUCAAGAACUGGACAUCGGCUGGCAAAGUCCACUCAUACAAAUUCCUCCUGGACUUUUCACCCCACUCAAGAAUCUCAAAUCUUUAUUCAUGACGGACUUAUUGAAUCACACUGGAUGGAACACCAUCCCAAAUGGUUUGUUAUCUGGUUUGGACAUGCUUACCUAUUUGGAUGUACGGAUGAACAAUCUUAGAAGUAUAACGGCAGCAGAUUUUCAACCGGUUUCUAAGACUUUAAUUUCAUUAUAUCUGGGCCAUAAUUACUUCCCAAAAAUCUCAAAGGGAAUUUUCAAGAAUUUAAAUAAGUUGGAAAUGCUCGAUAUGUAUGACUGUGGAAUUCAAGAAAUAGACAAUGGCGCUUUUCAAAAUUUGAAAAGUUUAAAACGCUUGAAUCUAGAGAGCAACAAGUUGCAGAAUUUGACCCCUGAGGUUCUAAAACCUGUAAAAAAUGCCACGAUUUCGCUCCGCCAUAAUUCCUUCCUCUGCGAUUGCGCACUCUUAGAUAUGUUCGAAUGGAUAAAGAGCGAAAAUCUUGUGUUUAAUUUGACAUGUGCAUCGCCGCUCCGUCUUUUGCACAAAAAGUUAUACCAAUUGAAAAGGGAGGAUUUACGUUGCAUUGCACCGAUACUUUUCUCAGGGAAGCCUCAAUUUGACACCAGAGCCGAGGUGCACAUGUCUGUUGCUCUUAAAUGUCGUGCUACAUCAUAUAGCCACUUUGCCAACAUGAGCUACAAAGUUUUAGAGGGCAACCCCGUCCCAAAGGAACAACUCAUCGAUGUCGAGGAGAAAAAAUGGACGGAGACGCUCCUUGGCGAUAAAACGUAUUACACAGAACUUCGCAUCAACAUCAGAGAAAUCAGGGAAGAAAACUCGGGAAAAAUAACGUGCGAAGCUUGGAAUAAAUAUGGCAACGACACUGGAGUUCUAAAGUUGACUGUUUAUCCUCAGCGAUGGGCGAUACCUCUCUGGGCCCUUAUAAUCAUUCUCAUUCUAGUCUUGCUCAUAGUCGGUGGCUGUAUCGGCUUAUUAGUUUAUCACUACAAAUAUCGGAGCGUUCCGAUAAGUACGCGAUUCCAGAGCCCCGCGCGAUACGCGAGGCAGGACAACAUGAAAGCAAAACCUGUUUCAUCCAUAUCUAGCAGUAGAACUGUUCUCCGUCCGGAUCGCGCAGAACCGGAAUAUCAACCCAAUUCAGGUUACGGUGGACCGGAUUACGGUUACGGCGAUGACCGACCAGACUUUAGGUACGAUCGGGGUGAAUAUAAUGUGGCAUAUUUACCAGAGGCACCGUCAAUGUAUGUGACUUAUGUUUGAAGUUCAAAUUUAUGUAAACCACCAAAUUUUCAUGGGGUUGGAUUUUUGCGAAUAACCUUGAGUGGAAAAAUAUUUUUGUAUUGGAAAAACCAAGAAAUUGGCAAUCUGCCAAAAAAAAUCACAAAAAUUAAACUGCCUUCAGAAAUUAUCGUGAAUUGCAAAAAUAAAAGGUUGGGAAAAUUUAACACUUCACAGUGUCUGGAAAACUCAAAAUUACACUCAUCACAAUGGUAGUUUAAAGAUUUCUCUAACACGUUCUCAGAUUAGAAAGGGUCAAUGUUAUUAUGCUGUUUAUAGCUUUCUCUUGUCUAUAUCUUAUCGAUCUUGGUAAUUAAUUAUCUCAAAUAAUUAGACUCACUUGGAUAAUUAUUCGUGGACCUUGGGUGAGCUGAUGAUGCAGAUAUUGAUAAGUGCUAUCUAAGGAAAUACUAAUCAAGGGCCACAUUGUUCCUGCAUUAAACUAUAGCUCGACAGGAUGGGUAAAUGGCGAAGCCAACUGCUUCUUUUGAAUCAAUACAGUAACCUGUAAAAUUUUCAGAUGCAGGUUCCCCUUUCCUUUCAGUGAUUCCUUCCUUUUGUCCGUCUUGAGGAUCCACUCCUGAUAAGACUCAUGAUUGGAGGGAUUGGGCCCCGUAAAAACCACCAGGGUGGCCCCUCUUUCUCAAUGAUGCCUUCCCUAUGUCAGUCUCCAGGAUCCAGCAGGGAGUCCCCACGCUCUUUCUCAUUGGUGCCUUCCCCUUGUCAGUCUCCAUAUAACAAAACUCAUAAUUGGAAAGAUUGAGCCCUGUAAAAUCCACCAGGGUGCCCCCUCCUUCUCAAAGGUGCCCUCCUUUUGUCAGUCUCCAGGAUCCACUCCCGAUAAGACUAAUUAUUUGAGGGAAUGGGCCGUGUAAAAUCCAACAGGGUGCCCCCUCAUUCUCAGUGGUGCCAUCCCUUUGGCAGUCCCCAGGAUCAACACCUGAUAAGACUCAUAAUUGGAGGGAUUGGGCCCAACAUUCUUCAAACCAGACCAAAAAACAUUCUGGUAUCGAACCAAAACACAAAUACAUUUAUCUUGCAUGAACUUGAUUUUUAAAAAUGGGAAAAAAUGUUUAUCAUCUCGUACAACCAAUUCUUUCCUAUCUGUCAUCAUUGGACAUCAAUGCACUGACCAACCUGUGCAAAUAUUCGCUCAAAGUGCAGAAGUUCAACUACCGAUCAGAUCAAUGCCUAGCUGGUCUCAAAUAACAGUGCAUUUUUCCUUGAAAGUCAACAUCAACAUACUGAUGACCAAAGCAAAGUUAAGUUGGCAUCAACUUGACAACCUAUUGAAUAUUUCAUAAAUGCACAAUCAAUUGCUGCAAACCCAGGUUGCCGAGGCAACAAUUAUACCUAGUGACCAACCAGUCGAUAUGAGUGGCGAUAAAAAGAACACAUGAAGGUAUCAGAUGUAAGAAUUGCGAUAGAUCCUGGCGUUGAAAUAGCGAUGCGUCAUGUAACCUAACACUCUAAUCAGCAUGUUUGUUGCAAAAACUUGUGAGGGUGGCUUCUCUGGACUUUUGUACCAUUUCGUAACAACAUGCGAUUAUCAGAUUUAUUGUGUUGAUGAUCAGCCUCCUUGCUGGCAAUUCCACAUCUUGUAUCAAUCAGCUGUAGUAACGGGGUCUUAAUGCUUAAGUCCAAGAGCGUCCUGAAGAUGACGGUCAAGUAACUGAAGCCUUUAGAUCUGGGAUAGCCAGCUGGAAGAGGACCUAAAUGUGGUAUGGCCAUGAAGGUGUCGAGCACCAUUUAUAUUUCCAUGAAGGAAGCGGUCGUAUUUUAUGGAACUUGUGGCAUGCAAUUACCCAUAAAGUGCAUUAAUGGUCAUUUUAUUCACAUGCUUUGUACAUCAAGCUGCUUUAAAAUUUGUUAUUGCUUUGUAAAUUCGAUACGUUCAAUAUGUAAUUUUAUUCAUGUAUAUUUAUGUACUUCAAUUUCCAUAUAGAAUGCAAGGUUAAGGUAGGGUAAAGUUAAAAAUGUCUGUAGUUCAUCAUUAAGUUGCAAAGCAUUUUUACAAAAAAAUAAAGGUAUUACAAUUAAUGUGAAGGGGAACACCAUUUGUAUUUGCUAGCAGCUCUGUUAUAUAUUGCUGUAGAGAAGUUAUCAUACAUGCAAAUUUGCUGAAACUUGGUAUUUAUCUAGUAUUUGUAUAUCUGUCUACACAGGGUCAGUGUUGAAAUUUAUAUUCUGUAGGUAUUAAUGCAAUUAGAAGUUUUCAAAUUCAAUUGCAAAUUUCAAAUUUUUAACAAACGGUAUAAAAUUUGUCAUUUUUACAAAAGAAGAUUAGCUACUUAUUAGAAUGACAUAGUAUGUCAGUCAUCAAAAUUUUAAUGAAGAAUCCGAUUAGAUGAAAUACGCAGAAAUAAGGGGAAAUAUAUCCGUUAAAACGUAUGAUCCAUCCUUUAUGUAAUAAAAUCAUAUCGGUUAA
Messenger RNA from Lineus longissimus, 4845 nucleotides. RefSeq names its product platelet glycoprotein V-like. Gene Ontology annotation, molecular function: protein binding. The record is from RefSeq and is a predicted model, not a curated record. Gene Ontology annotation, cellular component: extracellular matrix. The transcript is spliced from 2 exons. The coding region runs from base 456 to 2399 and encodes 647 amino acids. NCBI's taxonomy places the organism in Eukaryota, Metazoa, Nemertea, Pilidiophora, Heteronemertea, Lineidae.